UUAGCCCUCUUUUAGUGCCGCUGCACCGCAGGUUGGAGUCUGACAGCAGGUUUCACAUUCCCGAUCAUGUCCGGCAGAGGGAAAACCGGUGGGAAAGCCCGCGCCAAAGCCAAGUCCCGGUCCUCCCGCGCAGGGCUGCAGUUCCCCGUCGGACGCGUGCACCGGUUACUGCGCAAAGGCAACUACGCGGAGCGGGUCGGCGCCGGGGCGCCGGUGUACCUGGCCGCCGUGCUGGAGUACCUGACCGCCGAGAUCCUGGAGCUGGCCGGCAACGCCGCCAGAGACAACAAGAAGACCCGCAUCAUCCCCCGCCACCUCCAGCUGGCGGUGCGCAACGACGAGGAGCUGAACAAGCUGCUCGGCGGGGUCACCAUCGCGCAGGGGGGGGUGCUGCCCAACAUCCAGGCCGUCCUCCUGCCGAAGAAGACCGAGAAACCGGCCAAGAGCAAGUAGACCCCCCCGCCCGGCUGCAAGAGCAAGUAGACCCCGCCCGGGGGCGACGAAACACGGCGGCUUCUGUACGAGCCCGCCAUUUCAUGUCGUCUUUUCUCUUCUUUUGUUUUGAAACGGCAGCCCAGGAGUGGCUGCGGGAAACGGGACAGUGCUUUCGUGUUAUCGUUUCUAGUUAUCGGUUCUGGUCUGGACUCUUCAUAGACUGAAUAUCUACCAUGUACCUCUUAUGAUUUCGCGGCGAGUUCGACUCCGUGUGUUCUGGGCUCUGGAGAAUGGCGAGCCUUUUGUUUGAGGGCGGGGCGCGUCGCGUCGCCGCCGAGUGUUCAUCGUAAUACGGACCAAGUGGGGGGGGUUUGUUGGGUGGUGCUGCUGCUGCUGCUGCUGUUGUAUAGUAAACGUGCUACAUAACUGUAUUGUCAUGUCUCAAUAAACGUUGUUUGUGGUACAGGGCGAGCACACGGCCUCCCCGUUGUGUUGUGGUCAUCCGGGAACUUUCCGACCCGCCAGCCUUCUGCUGCUGCCGCACGCGCACUAACAAAGGGCACAGAGGCGCGCGACGUGUUUGCGUAGCGUCGACGUGAUCAGCCCGAUAGUCACGUGUCCGCUUAUCGCCGGUUAGAGACGAGAACCAGGGGUCUCGGUCUGCCGCGGUUAAGGACGAGAACCGGGGGGCUCGGUCUGCCGCGGUUAAAGACGAGAACCGGGGGUCUCGGUCUGCCCCGGUUAAGGACGAGAACCGGGGGUCUCGGUCUGCCGCGGUUAAGGACGAGAACCGGGGGUCUCGGUCUGCCCCGGUUAAGGACGAGAACCGGGGGUCUCGGUCUGCCGCGGUUAAGGACGAGAACCGGGGGUCUCGGUCUGCCGCGGUUAAGGACGAGAACCGGGGGGCUCGGUCUGCCCCGGUUAGAGACGAGAACCAGGGGGUCUCGGUCUGCCGCGGUUAGGGACGAGAAC
This is a messenger RNA of Lampris incognitus (smalleye Pacific opah), 1407 nucleotides long. Its product is annotated as histone H2A. NCBI's taxonomy places the organism in Eukaryota, Metazoa, Chordata, Actinopteri, Lampriformes, Lampridae. The record is from RefSeq and is a predicted model, not a curated record. The transcript has a single exon. Gene Ontology annotation, molecular function: structural constituent of chromatin; protein heterodimerization activity; DNA binding. The coding region runs from base 67 to 453 and encodes 128 amino acids. Gene Ontology annotation, cellular component: nucleosome.